Molecule: messenger RNA, 783 nt
Organism: Miscanthus lutarioriparius
Lineage: Eukaryota; Viridiplantae; Streptophyta; Magnoliopsida; Poales; Poaceae
Source: the annotation of a GenBank genome assembly
AUGGACCUGAGGAAACCCAGCACGCAAGGGCAAUUUGGUCUUGUUACGGAACAGAAGAGAUAUGGUUCCCGGGCUCCAGCGACGAGAGGUAGGAAGAGAUCUUUCAUUUCUGCCAGCGGUUCUGAAGAUGCUGAAGCCGGUAGUCCCCCACCGCUUGGCGGCGACAAACAUCAGCAGGAGGUCCUUGCGCAGAUCGCCAUGCUUCAGGCGCAGAAGGUGCGCAUCACGGACUUCUUGGACGAGCGCUCUGCGUACCUGACCAAGUUCGCCAAGGACGCCGACUCCGAGUUCGACCUGAUUGGACAGAACGCUAUGAAAGAACUUGAUGCGGUUGGCGACCAGAUAUUGGAGAGGCUCGACAGCAAGAUGCAAGCCUUCGAGGAGACGGCUGAGGCACAGAGGCAAGAGAUAGAAAUGAACGAUAAGGUGUUAGAGGACUUUGAAGACUGGAUUGAAAAGGAGAAAAACGAAGGAAUGUUCUUCCAGAGCCUUGGCAAGGUCAAGCCUCGGAACAAGAAGGAAAUAAAGGUGCAAGCCAAGGUGGAAGCACAGAAGGUCAAAGAGAUUGCAAAAGAGAGUGCAGGAUCAAAAACUCGUAUGAACAUUUACCUGGGCCUGAUGGGAAUACUCGGGAUUACAAUUGCCAAUGCCAUCUUUGCAACACCAGAGGUGGAAUGGAGGAAGGUGGCUGCUCUGGGUCUAAUUUUCAUUGGCCUGGUUGCUCAGGUCAUCUACGAGCAGGAUAUCUCACCGCCGAAAGCUGCGAAGAAAAAAGAAGAAUAA